Messenger RNA from Sugiyamaella lignohabitans, 1782 nucleotides. RefSeq lists its product as uncharacterized. The coding region runs from base 1 to 1782 and encodes 593 amino acids. The record is from RefSeq and is a predicted model, not a curated record. NCBI's taxonomy places the organism in Eukaryota, Fungi, Ascomycota, Dipodascomycetes, Dipodascales, Trichomonascaceae. The transcript has a single exon.
AUGUUACAAACUUCUAGCUAUCAAGCUGGCGAAAGCUCAUCAUUUGACGCUGUCAAAGAAAAUGAUUUCAAAGGAUACGGAUAUGACUAUCAGGGCAUUACUAAGUCACAUCCUGAAGAGCAGUACGGUUGUGGCCAAUUGUUGGACCAGUCCAAGGAAGGGUCAAUAUUUGCCUGUAGUGAAUCAAUCGGAAAGAUAGACGAGCCUAUUGUUAAAAUUGAAGAAGAUGAAAAUGCUUUUACACUUCUCGACUUCUGUAAUGAUGAAGGAGAAGCUAAUAUCACCCCGUCUGUGCAUCCAUUUAAUGAAAUUUUUAAAUUUCUAGACAAUGGUUCUAAGCCCGCUGAUGACUGGACUUGUGAAAAUAAUGAGAAUUUCUCUGGGUCCUGCCAUUCACCUGUGUUUUUAAAGAAAGAGCACGAUAUUAAUGAAGACUAUGAACCGAAGCGGUCUGCAUUGGAGGAAAUUGUUGGUUCCGGUGGCUCCUCCUCGCUACAGAACCGAAGAACACUCUCUCAGGCCCUAACUGAUUCCACAACUCAUGGGACAGCUUCAUCUAGCACUUUGCACCAUACUUCGAACCUCACUGCAACCACUCGAUAUAAACAGGAGAUUGGUGGUAGAUCUAAAAAUCAGCGUAAGAAUAACGGGAGAAACAAGAGGCAAGAUUACGAGGUAGAUGACGAUGAUGCUGAUUACGAAGAGGAAGAUGACGCAGACGAGUAUGGAGAAGAGGAAGAUGACGAUGAUGACGAAUACAAUGAAGAAGAAGAACAUAGACAGAGUUCCAGAAGAAGCUAUUCUAAUAGCAAGAUGAAAAACAAGCAAAUUUCCACAUUCUCUUAUGCAAGACCUUCUCGUCUUGGUUACACCAAGCCAAGUCCUGCGUUGAAGGCCCAAGUUGGUUACAUUAAACCUUGUCGCGUUGAAAAGCCUUCCCUUCUAAGUGAUGUUAGUACAAAGGCUCCGAAACCCUACCUUGAGCAGACAAUGGUAGAAAAUUGUCCUUCACCGACAUCACCCCUAGAAUUUGUUCCUUUGGAUAUCAAACAAAAGGGCAAGUCUCGGAAAGAUGGCAAGAUUGGUAUUGUUGUUGGCAAACGCACCUAUCGCCUGUCCGGGGAUCAAUUGCUCCUACUGACUAAGUUGAUGCAAAUUGAUUUCGAACCGGUAAAUGUGAUGCUCCCUAAGUCAAAACGAUUCAUAAAGGAGCCGUUGAAUGUUGCACCAGAGUAUUUGGUUCGCACUCGUCAGUCGGAUAUGAUGGUUGAACAGUACGGGAUACCAUUUGAGUCUAUCAAGUCUCGAGAACUGUUUUUCUGCCUUCCUCCAAAGGAAACCUAUACCAUCAAUGGUGAGAGUUAUCUUGGUGCUGAACCAACUGAGACUCUUUAUGAUCCAGUAUUUAUCCGACGUCUUCCCAGUGAUGAAGACAAUCAUGGUUGGUGUGAAGUAUGUGGCAAAUGGCUCCAACUAAGAAAUCACACCUAUGCACAUCAUUUUAAAUCAGUCCAUGGAAUCUCACAACGAACUAAAUCGACUGUAACUCUACCAAAAGUGAUUCGUGGCCAAGCUGGAAAUGAUAAAAAGAUGCAGGGGUACUGCGAGCCCUGUCAAUGCUGGAUCGAUCUUCACCAUCGACGAAACGGUCAAAGAUGGCAAACAUGGUAUAUUCACCAGUUCCAAGUUCAUCACAAAGAUCAGAAGCCUAAUGAAACACAACGACCAAUUCCUGGCGUCAACAGCCCUGUUUCCCGCCUUUUUUCGGGAUAUUUGGGAUAA